Molecule: messenger RNA, 3298 nt
Organism: Didymodactylos carnosus
Lineage: Eukaryota; Metazoa; Rotifera; Eurotatoria; Philodinida; Philodinidae
Source: the annotation of a GenBank genome assembly
GAUGUAUUUUUAUAAUUGAAAUAAACAUUUAUUUGAUUCAGGUAUUCAUGAUUAAGCCUUAUUUGAGUACAAGAGAAUCAAUCCAUAAAACUGAGAUUAUAUGACAAUAUUAUAUUAAUAUAAGGAAUAAUGUCAAAUAACAGAAACACAUAGUUAAUAAGAAAGCGAUGGCAUUCGUGAUUUAAAAAUAAAAUACAUUGUAAGUUGUAACAAGAGAGAGUGUGUCAUGUGAAGUGACUUUUUAUUCGAAAGACAUGUGGUAGUACCUAAGUGAUUUGGUUAGAUUUGAAUAUGAUAUUUGUUGCAACAUCUGCUUUUUUCAACGAUACUUAGUCGAAAAGCGGUCUGCAGCCUGAACUAGUUCUGAUCUAUUUCAUAUGCAGUAUGUAAAGUUACAUAUAAGAUGCUAUUUUUUAGUUCGACAUAUUUUUUAAUAAAAUAUCAUAGCCUAGACUUCGAACACUACCGGCACAUAUUUCAGUGUUAACAGUAAAUUUUUGCUGAUGCCUAGACUAAGUUAUAUUUCAAGUAUGUAAUGAUUAUUUCUUCAAAGGUAAUUUCAGAUACUCUACAAACGAGAUAGACCACAACUUGUUCAAACUGUGAGCAGACUAUCGUGUCUUUCGAUAUAAAAAGCUCGAUAAACAGUUAAAUAAGAAAGUUCGUUUUAACAAUAAAAAGUGAAACAGGACUUCUGAAUCGAAUUUUCUGAACAGUUGAGAAAUAAUCUGAUGAACAAACAUGUGAAAACAAAUUGUUUGCCUCAAUCGAAAAUCGGCGUGUAUAGUGUUUUGGGACUCUGUUAGUUAAAAUCAUUUAUGCGAAUUGCAAGUGUAUGUUAGAUGUAUCGAUAACACAGUGGUUACUAUUUUUAUCCUAACAUCAGAUGAUUUAAUGUUCAGUUGUGUGUCAAGACAUAUAUUUCUUCUCACGUGUUUAUUCAUCAGCUUAUCGUCCUGUCUCAGCCGUAUAAAAAUUCAAUGCCAGUUUAGAAAGAUAAUUGACACAUCAAACCUUUUUUCAUAGUGCUCAUUCAAGUAUCGGUUGUUGAAGAUACUGAUUUUGUGUAUCGUAGAAAAAUAUAUAGAAUUACAUUUCGACCGUUUAUGAUUCAGUUUUUCAUAUCUUAGUUUAGUCGUUUACUGUGAUGUGGAUCAUUCGGUUAUUUUACAUUAUUCUUCUAAUAACGUUCGUCGAACCAGCUCAUUUUAAUGGCGGUGCAAUAACAUUUCGACCGGUAAACGCAUCGGCAACCGGCAGCGUAGUAUCACUCAUUAUUACACAAACUUAUGAUUGGACGUACCCACUCGUUAAUUGCGAUAAUACUAUGAUAGCAGCACAAACUCUAUUAACUUAUUCUGGGAUGUCUAGUUAUCAGUUAGUUUGUAUAGCAAAUUGCAAUACAUCAAGUGGCUACACAACACUAAUGGUUCAAUCUCCUUGUACGGAUUUUAGUGUAUAUCUACAAACAACAAUUGGUCAACGUUCUGACAUUGUUAAUUUAGAAUCGACUGAUCAUUUUACCGUUGCAUUUCAGAGUAGUGCUUACUAUGCAUUGAGUUUAUACUCUGCUCCAGUAUUGAGCUGGAGUAUAGCUUGUACAAUUAACGUUUUAUUACGACCAGAUGGAACGAUAAAUACAUCACCGACAGCCAAUAUAGUAUCAUACAUUAAUAUUCCAUUGAAUAUAUUUUACACUUUUCAAAUUCCAGUGGCCGACGAAGAUGAUGAUGAUGUACGAUGUCGAUUCUCGACUAGUACAGGCGGUGUUGACGAAUGUGGGCAUGUUUGUUAUCCGGCUGCGCUACCAACCGGCACAGUAUUAUAUCCAAACUGUACACUGGUGAUUAAAGGAAAGAAUCUUUACGAUUAUUAUGCCGUGGCAAUACAGGUUGAAGAUUAUUUGGAUUCGACAUCAACAACUGCGUUUAGUUCCGUACCCGUGCAAUUUUUAGUGUAUGUGAUUCAAGAACCAUCGUGUCCUUCGCCGACUGUCUUCAGCUCAUUUACAACAGAUGCUUGUAUUAGUGUACAAGUUGGUCAAACAUUAGUGAUUCCACUAUUUGCUGAGAGUUAUUGUUCGACCGCGGAUAUUACUGAUAUUGGUACAUUGUCGUUUCCAAUUGUAUUAAAAGGUUCAUUUAUUCAAUUAAAUUCAACUGUAUGGACAGUUAAUUUAACGUAUACGCCAACGGCCAGUGAAAUUGGACUACAAAUACUCUGCGCAAUUGCUAUUGACACUGCUUAUACACAAUCCAGCCAAUACUGUCUCACAUUUAUAAUUGGAGAUACAAAUUCACUUUAUUGUCAAGCAGAUACAACUUCAACAUUGACUACGAGCACGAGCACAAGCACUGAAACUACUACAUCAACAAGUACCACAUCUACAAGUACUACAUCGACAAGUACCACAUUGACAAGUACCACAUCAACAAGCCCGAUACCACAAGGUUACCGCAAAAGUUCUACUGACAGUGUCAAUUUGGCAUUGCUGCUUGGCUUACUUCUUCCCUUACUGGCUUUAUUAGCUCUGUGUUGUUGUGGCUUGUAUUGUUUAUUUAAAUACUGCUGGUUGCGUCGAUUGCGACAUAAAAACGAAGAAGACAAUAGAUUGUAUCGAAGUCAGUACAUUAGUAAUAAGCGAGCACAUUCGAUUGAUUCGUUAGCCUCUGGUUCAUUAUCACCAUUUGAAUCCAAUUCAACCGUAUCGACAUCUCUUUGGACGAGUGCGCUCACCUAUCCAUCGACUCCUAACUGGAAUUAUUCUGGACAAUCGAAACCUACACGUGAUUCUAUUCCUCUCACACCUCAUCAUCAGAGUACACAGUUACCAAACGCCCCAUAUAACAGUUCGAUUCUACGACGUGCUUUUUCUCAACAACAACCGCGGUUGUCAAAUGCAGAAGCUCCUACUUCAAUCUUAGAACGUGCUCACUCUCAACAACAAAAGCGGUUGUCCAACGUAGGAUCUCCUACUUCAAUCUUAGAACGUGCUCACUCUCAACAACAAAAGCGGUUGUCCAACGUAGGAUCUCCUACUUCAGUCCUAGAACGUGCUCACUCUCAACAACAAAAGCGGUUGUCCAACAUAGGAUCUCCUACUUCAAUCUUAGAACGUGCUCACUCUCAACAACAAAAGCGGUUGUCCAACAUAGAAUCUCCUACUUCAAUCUUAGAACGUGCUCACUCUCAACAACUGAGCCGCAUCACAUCGCCAAAUAGAACUGAAAAUGAUUCGAUUUUAUCAAGCGCUUACUCGCAACAAGUGAGAAAGAGUACAACAAAAAUAGCAUGGUGA